GGUAGGCUAGCAGGUUCCCUCCGCUUCCAGUCUUUAUGCUAAGCUAAGCUAACUCCCUGACACAAGGAAGCUGCAGUCAUGGCGUCCUGUGCUCUGGUCCUGGUUCCUCUGUGGAUCCUCGGUCUGAGUGGAGGCUGCAGGGCGGAGGAGCUGUGCAGGGAGGCUGUGUUGUCCUGGUUCAGCGGGCGGGUUCUGGAGGGCCUCGGGCUGGACGAGCCUCCCGUGGCCUCGGCGCAGGGCCCCGACGUGGGCACGGCCCAGCGAGAGGGAGCAAGGCACGUGCACGUGAGGGCCCCGAGGGCGAGCAGGACAACACGGGUGGACCAUCGGACAAGUCCAACCGAGGACAAGUCUCAGAUUAUUCUCUUCCCCAGUCCUGACUCGUCUUGUGUCCCAGAAACCACCAGAAGUCCCUUCACGUAUUAUUUCCGGCCGUCCCUGAACGACCAGGAGGCCGUGGUCACCGCUGCCCACUUCUGGUUCUACGCGGGCGAGGGAGCCAACACGUCCGCCCCGCUCUUCAUCCUCAACUCGGCGCAGCAGCUUCUCCAGGCAGCGGAGGCCCCGUCAGAGAUGAGCCCAGACGGAUGGACCACCUACGACCUGCGGGCGGCGCUGGCCUCCGUGGCUCAGGGUCCCUUCGUGCUCCAGGUCCGCUGUCCGGCCUGCCAGUGCCACGCGGACCAACCAGACAAGACGCCCUUUCUUGACCUCCACGCUCAGCCACGUGCUCAAGGCCGCUCUCGCCGCCACGCACCACUCAACAUUCGCUGGUCUCCCUCUGCCAUCGACCUGCUGCAGCGCCCCUCUCAGGAGAGACCGGAGCACAGCGACUGCCACCGAGCGCACGUCGAAAUCAGCUUCGAGGAGCUGGGCUGGGAAAACUGGAUCGUCCAUCCGGCGGCCCUGACCUUCUACUACUGCCACGGAAACUGCUCGGCAGGGGAUCGAACCGCCGCCGUGCUGGGGAUCAGUCAGUGCUGCGCUCCGGUGCCGGGGAGCAUGAGGUCCCUGAGGAUCACCACAACGUCCGACGGUGGAUACUCGUUCAAGUACGAGACCCUGCCCAACAUUAUACCUGAGGCGUGUACUUGUAUCUGAAGAGCAAAGGUUAAAGGUCGAGUUCACCCAAACGACUUUUCAUCUCAUCUGUUUGUUUCAUGUGUUUUAUACAUUUUUAACAAUGAAUACACAAAAUAACCACCACACUCAACACAACUCACGUUACCUCGUCUUCUUCAUUCUCCAUUUCCUGUGUGCAUUGCAUUGUGGGAGGUGUCCAUCAACAGCACAUCUGCGAAUGUGUUUGUUUGAAUCAGACGUCGUUCUGUAAUUUGAGUUACUUGUUUACUGAACUUUGUUUUCGUCAUGUUUGUUUUACUCCCACGUCAAAGUCAAAUUAAAGGCAGCGGUGUUGUUUCCUCCCACCUGUGGGCGGCGCUGUUUGCCCACGUUUAAACUGCACCGUCAGGUUCAGACUCGUGUUCUUUGAUCUGCAGCUCCACAAUAAACCACCGGUCAGAACACGGAGGUGAACGUGAUCUGUAAACACACAGUGACAGCUCUGCGAGAAUAACGACAAAACAAACACGGAGAAACCCACAAAUACACACGAGUCCACAGACGAAAGUAUCUUGUUCAAAUAUAUUUAUUUACUCUGAAGACAAAAUAAUCUCUACAGUUACAAAAACUACAAAACUUGCAAUAGAAAAGGAACAAGUAUAAACCGCUGACGUACAAUAUUCAACAGGAAAUGUCGGACCUUGAGAAGAGCAGCAGAGCUGGAAGUGAGAUGAAAACAAGAAACAGCAUCAAACAGCUGCUUUGGCAAAGUGUACUUUUGAGUUUUCCAGCCGCAGAUCAUAAAACCAACAAACAAUAAACUCUGCACGAACAACGAAAGCUACAGAUGAAGAAAGUCGGAGCUGGUGUGUGUGUGUUUACAUGGCACCGCGCUGUGUCGGCAGCCGGCUGUCAUCCUCUCCAGGAGGCACGAAGGCCUCCAUGUUGCAGCGGAGAGGAGGAGCAGCGGCGCACGUCAAGGGUGGAAAAUAUGUCUCACCAAAGAAGAAUGUAAAUUUCAAAAGACAAGGAUGGAGUUUUCACUGUGGACAGUAGCCUUGGAGACAGAUGUUUCCAGCUGCGUAGCAAAGAAUAAUGAAAUUAAAGUUUAACUGUGAUACGGAGAACAAUGUAAAUCGGUUUAUAUUUGGAGAGUUAAAGGAUCACCAACAACAAGUGCCCACUUCUCAGCAGUCGUGUCAAACACUUCCUUCUAAACUACGGAUCUACAGAUUUGGUCUUUGUAGAAAUAAAAAAAGGAAUUAUUGAGUAUUUGAAAUGAAAUGAUUGUACAAAAUAAAGAAUUCAAGCAUUUCCCAGGUAAACAUUUUGGCAGAUUGGAGUAAACAUGGAGGCUUCAAAUAAUCUGACUUUUCUGAAAUGGUGUGGUUUCACUAAUCCAACAUCUGAUCUGGUUAACGCUGCUCUACACGCUCCACGAACGGCUGAACCCGAGGCGGCUUGUUUUGAGAUUCUGUCCGAGGACGACGAGCCUCACGAGAGUCUGAAGUUUAUAAAACAAAACAAAAGGAGGAGUUUUGAAUCCAGGUCUGAAAGGGACGAGGGUUAAUUGCGAGUGCGUGCGGGGUGGAGACGGGGUUUGGACGUAGGCUGGCGAGCGGAGAUCGGAGAUGUGGCAGGCGUUCAAGUUUAGAGUCGUGGAGAUGAACCAUUUGUCACAACACAGCUGGGUCAGCGUUUCUCUCUCUCUCUCUCUCUUUUUUUUUUUUGACUGACCCCUAAUACUGAAAGGCUCAAUUCUCUCAUCCACGCAUUCACACAGACACACACACACACACACACACA
Paralichthys olivaceus (Japanese flounder) is the source of this 2868-nucleotide messenger RNA. Lineage: Eukaryota; Metazoa; Chordata; Actinopteri; Pleuronectiformes; Paralichthyidae. The record is from RefSeq and is a predicted model, not a curated record.